Molecule: messenger RNA, 375 nt
Organism: Entrophospora sp. SA101
Lineage: Eukaryota; Fungi; Glomeromycota; Glomeromycetes; Entrophosporales; Entrophosporaceae
Source: the annotation of a GenBank genome assembly
AUGGGUGGUAAUGUCUCUACUACUUUUGAACAAGAACUUGAAGGAAAAAUUGUCCCAGCCAAUGGAAGAGUCGAAUUUAUUGUUAAAUUUAACCAGUUUUAUGUUUGUAUUGUAGAAACAAAAAGAGAAAGUUUUGAUCAAGGGAGAGCUCAAGCUUAUAUAUCAAUGGAAACUGCGUUGGAUAUUAAUGCUGGCAAGCAAAAAGUCAUGUACGGAAUUAUUACAAAUGCAAGUGAUUGGGUAUUUUUACGACUAACAGAUCAUGGUAUUGGAGAGUCUGAAAUUUAUCAUAUAAACAGCAUAAAAUCAGUUGAUGGAAAGUAUUAUUACCCUGUAAGAGCUGAUGUUGUCAAUAUAUUGGAAAUUCACUCUUAA